AUGAAAUUGUGGGUCGCAGCGACGAGGGACCUCCAGCUCUCGCGAGCUAGGGGCGCCCAGAUCGCCUCGUCCGAGCUUCUUUUUUUUACUAGGGCUCAUAAAUUGCAAUCCUUCGGGUUGGCUGGGACCGCUACAAAAAGAGCUAAACGAGGUUGUAAAGCAACGACGGCAAGCAAUUGGGUGAAAGUCAAACCCCUGCGCGCAAAGAGCGCUGCGCAGAUCAAAACCCGCCGAGCACCUCGGUGA
This is a messenger RNA of Microbotryum saponariae, 246 nucleotides long. The record is from the annotation of a GenBank genome assembly. Lineage: Eukaryota; Fungi; Basidiomycota; Microbotryomycetes; Microbotryales; Microbotryaceae.